AUGGAUCGUUCUUACCUAAAAUGUGCAGUUCAAAAAGUGACGCUUUCGACAGAAAAUGUCAAAUUCUCAAUUGUAAAAUUUAAAUGGUAUCAUUGGGCACUUUACAAACUCACAGACAUCGAUGAAUGUGCGGAGGGAGAUCCAAACGGUUCUUACACGUGCGAGUGUUUAUUUGGGUUUGAAGGGAAUGGAACAAAUUGCACAGAUAUCAACGAAUGUGAACGGGAUGCUCCGUGUCAUACAAAUGCAACUUGCACAAACGUGGAUGGAUCUUUCUACUGCGCUUGCAAAGCAAACUACAGUGGCGAUGGCUUCUUUUGUGAAGUGUUGACGUGCAAAGUGGAAGCCAUAUACUAUGCAACAACCGAUGCUAUCAAAGGCGUAUUCUCUGACGGUAACACAACAGUGACCAUAUUAUCCGCAACCGACGUGAAACUAAAUUAUGAUUCUGGGACUAAAAGACUCCUCUACUACGAUGGCACCAGUCUGAUCACAGUUAAACUGGACGGAAGUAAUGCAACCACGAUAGCAUCUCUCACGACCAUCUCUCGGUUUACAGUAGAUCAUGUAACAAGAAAGGUCUACUACGUUACUGGACUAUUCAAAUCACUAAAUGUUAUUGACUUGAAUACUGGAAAUACAACGAAGCUUAAUCCAACCAAUAUUGCUAAUGUUGUCGACUUGGAUAGUGAUCCAGAUAACAGUUCCCUUGUGUUUGCUGACGCCAACAAAGGAGACAUUGUUCGCUAUUUUCUCGACAAAGACACAAAUGAAGUUGUUUACCAUAACGACACAUCACCAAAAUAUCUGACAGUUGACCCUCAGUAUGAAGUUAUUUAUUGGAUUGAUUAUAUCGAUGCUAGUGAUAGUUAUUCUCUUAUGAAAACAUAUUUCAAUGGUUCAACGUCUGAAGUCAAGUUCUACCCUGGUACAACGAGUUCAGUAAACGUUGCAAUAGGGAAAGAUAAUUUCUAUGUAAUGGAUAGCACAAGGAAACGUAUAGAUGUGUUUGACAGACCCAAUGCUACUUUCCAAUAUUCAUUUUUUCUCAGUGAUUCACCACAAGAAAUAACUGUUGUUGAAGAUUUGGAUGAAUGUUGUGUUGGUGGAUAUUGUCAUGAUAAUGCAACGUGUACAAACACACCAGGAAGUUAUUUCUGCACAUGCAAGGAAGGCUAUACUGGGAUAGGAACUAAUUGUGAAGAUGUUGACGAAUGCCUAAAAACCCCCCAUGUCAUUCCAAUCCUACGUCCAAUAACACAAAUGGAUCUUAUAUCUUCAUAUGUAAUUCUCGAUAUAUACAGGAGACGGAUUUAA
Dendronephthya gigantea is the source of this 1317-nucleotide messenger RNA. RefSeq names its product low-density lipoprotein receptor-related protein 2-like. The record is from RefSeq and is a predicted model, not a curated record. Gene Ontology annotation, molecular function: calcium ion binding. The transcript has 7 exons. NCBI's taxonomy places the organism in Eukaryota, Metazoa, Cnidaria, Anthozoa, Malacalcyonacea, Nephtheidae. Bases 1 to 1317 code for a protein of 438 amino acids.